GGCAGAUAUUACGAUUUGCCGGAGCUUGAGGCUGAGCAACCAGCGAAGAUAAAACCCUAACUAGUACCAUGAAUUCUCCGACUAAUUCACAGAAAACGGUUUCGGACGACGAUGAGAUUGAUUACUCUAUCAAACCGGAGCUCUAUGAUUCAGAUCUUGAUGAUAAAGAUGAGCAGUGGAUGGCUAAGAAAAGAGAUGGACGUACUUCUGAUGCUGUGCUUAGCUGUCCUGCUUGUUUCACCACCGUCUGCUUAGAGUGUCAAAGGCACGAGCAGUAUGUGACACAGUACAGGGCAAUCUUUGUGGUCAAUUGCAAAGUAGAUAAAGAUAGAGCUUUGCAAUACAAUGCAACUCCGUCAAAGGUUGGGAAACGAAGGAGAGAUUCUGAGGAGAAAGAAACUCAUUCUGCUGAGAGCGAGAGAGUGAACUCGGUCGUUUGCUCAACUUGUUCGACAGAGAUCGGAGUCUAUGACAGUGAAGAGAUCUAUCAUUUCUUCAAUGUCAUUCCAAGCGAGCCUUAGAAACUUUUACUUUAUGAGUUUCCUGUAAAACAUGGUUUUAUGUUACAGUAGUUUGAGUCCUAACAACAAACAUAUGAAACAGAACAAUGCCUAGCCGCAAAACGCAAAGUAAAGAAUCGGUUUUUAGGCUUUUUAGGCGUUUACGUUUUCUAUAAUGGUCACAAACCAAAAGUUUAAUCCAA
Messenger RNA from Eruca vesicaria subsp. sativa (arugula), 703 nucleotides. The record is from the annotation of a GenBank genome assembly. Lineage: Eukaryota; Viridiplantae; Streptophyta; Magnoliopsida; Brassicales; Brassicaceae.